This is a messenger RNA of Hyaloperonospora brassicae, 966 nucleotides long. Lineage: Eukaryota; Oomycota; Peronosporomycetes; Peronosporales; Peronosporaceae. The record is from the annotation of a GenBank genome assembly.
AUGAACAUGUUCACCGCCAUUAACGACGCCAUGCGCGUGGCCAUGGAGACGGACCCGUCGGCGAUUCUCUUUGGCGAAGACGUGGCGUUCGGAGGCGUCUUUCGCUGCUCGGUGGACCUGCGGGAGAAGUUUGGCAGCGACCGCGUCUUCAACUCGCCCCUCUGUGAACAGGGGAUCGCGGGCUUUGCCAUUGGCUACGCGUCGACGGGCCGCACGGCCAUUGCCGAGAUCCAGUUCGCCGACUACAUUUUCCCUGCGUUUGACCAGAUCGUGAACGAAGCGGCAAAGUUCCGCUACCGCUCGGGCAACGAGUUUGACUGCGGGAAGCUCACGUUCCGAGCCCCGUACGGAGCUGUCGGCCAUGGCGGCCACUACCACUCGCAGUCGCCCGAGGCGUACUUUGCGCAUACACCUGGCCUCAAAGUUGUCAUGCCGCGCAACCCUGUGACAGCAAAGGGGCUGCUGCUCGCAUCGAUUCGGGAUCCAAACCCGGUGCUGUUUCUCGAGCCCAAGGCGCUGUAUCGAGCAUCGGUUGGCGAGGUACCGGUGGGCGAGUAUGUGCAGAACCUGAGUGAGGCCGAGAUUGUGCGGCAAGGCGCCGACGUCACAGUUGUCGGGUGGGGUGCACAGAUGCGAGUGCUUGAAGAGGCUUGUGGCUACGCCGAGGGCGUUGGUAUCAGCUGCGAACUCAUUGACUUGCAGACGAUUUUCCCUUGGGACGCUGACACGAUCGAGCACUCGGUUCGCAAGACCGGUCGACUGGUCAUCAGCCACGAAGCUCCGAAAUCCGGUGGGUUUGCUGGAGAGAUAUCGUCCAGUAUUCAAGAGCGGUGCUUCUUGAGCUUAGAAGCUCCCAUUCAGCGCGUAUGCGGUUACGAUACGCCCUUCCCGCUAGCAUACGAAUCGCACUACCUUCCGGACGCGUUGCGGAAUUUCGAGGCGAUCAAAAACGUAGUGAAUUACUAG